This is a messenger RNA of Saccostrea cuccullata (small rock oyster), 3547 nucleotides long. RefSeq names its product protein MCM10 homolog. Gene Ontology annotation, molecular function: single-stranded DNA binding; DNA replication origin binding. Gene Ontology annotation, cellular component: nucleus; nuclear replication fork. Gene Ontology annotation, biological process: DNA replication initiation; DNA replication. NCBI's taxonomy places the organism in Eukaryota, Metazoa, Mollusca, Bivalvia, Ostreida, Ostreidae. Bases 121 to 3111 code for a protein of 996 amino acids. The transcript has 22 exons. The record is from RefSeq and is a predicted model, not a curated record.
GUAAAAACUGGAAAACAAGGGAUUGAAUGAGAUCUGUAGGCUGUAAAGGAAAAAAUCUGUUACUUGAAGAUAUUUACAGGACUGAGCUCAAGUGCUGGAGACUCUAGGCCUACUGUUACAAUGUCAGAUGAUGAAUGUGAUUUAGAUGCCCUAGUUUCACUUUUGGAUGACAACAGUGAUGCAACAGAAAUUAAGGAGCAUGAAUCGAGCAGUAGUAAGUUACAGGGGGAUGCCCCUGCCUCAGAUAAUCCCAGAGAGGAGAAGGGGAGUGGUGCCAAAACAACAGAAAAUCAACAGCUAGAGGAGGAAUGUGAUAUAGACACUUUAACAGCAUUUCUGGAGGAGGAGGACAGUGAUUUUGAGGGGGAGGAACUCGGUGAAAAUAGUCCAGAGAAAUUGGUUGUGGACACUGAGAGUGCCUCCACUGCAGAGUGUGGUGUACCCAAGACGGGAAGUCCUCAAUCUGUAAGUGAAGUGCAAGAAGAUGACUCAGGUUCACAACCUGCCAGUGAUGAAGAUGAGGAGGAAGAAAAAGAUGACUCUGAUAUUCAAGCUGAGCUUCUUAAUAUUCAAAAGAAAAUGUUAGAACUACAAUCUCAGUUGAAAAUGAGAAAGAAAAAGUCCAAAAGUUCGAAAUCCCCAUCAUCGGUGGUUCCCAAAGCAACAGGGGACAAAGAAGAUCCUCCCUGUAGUUCUCAGCUAAAGAAACGAUCCCCUAGUGAAAAACAAAAAGAGAAACUGUCUCCUCAUAUGUCUAAACAGAAAUGUGUCACUCAAAAACAUCAAACCUCAGUACAACACAGUGUAAAGAAAAGUCCAACAUCUAAAGAUGGAAGCAGUCAUCCAAAAUUAAAAGACACUUUUCCCCAGAGAAAUAGUGAAAUGAAGAAUAAAAAAAAUACUGAGAAAGUAGUGUCUCCAAAAAUUAACUCAGAUGUGAAUGUGCCAAAUAAAAUGAAAGAGCUGACUACAGAUCAAGACCUGGAAAGAAAUCCAUUUUUUACUGAGAACACAAAUGCUGACCCCGGGGAUCCUAGUGGAGGGACGGCUGGUCUGUUUGGGGACAGUGACAGCGACUGGGAGGAACUGGAUGGGGGGGAGAAGUCAGGAUUAAGUGAGUCAGGUCAAGUCAUAAGAGACCUGAUGAAGAGAGAGAACGGACAGAGAGUGUCCCACGCCUCCCAGGGGGAUGUCCAGGAGCUCCGACAGAGGGCGCUCAAGUCAAACUCGUGGAAAAACCGUCCUUUUGCUGGACAGGAAAUGGUUGAUCCUCCCCGUAAGAAAGCGAGUGAUGAUUAUAAGAGUAUAACAGAUUCAUUCUCUGGAAUCAGAAUCAUCAAUCCAAAAAUUUCUAGUAUGGAAAUGAAGUACAAAAUGGCUGACAGAACUUUGAUCAAACUGUCCAAGAUUCAUUUAAAACUGAAGAGUGCUGAUCUCCAGGGUAACUGGGUGACAAUAGGGGUCAUAGUUCACAAGACUGAGCCUCGAACAUCUGCUACGGGUAAGUCGUUUUGUAUCUGGCGACUGAGUGACCUUGAUGAUUGUGACAAGACCAUCAGCUUCUUCCUGUUUGGGGAGGUAUUCAAACAACACUGGAAGAAUGAAGUCAAGUCAGUGGUGGGCAUCCUAAAUCCUCACAAGAUGGACAAAGCUGAUAAGGGCCAGCAGGAUAUGGCUUUUACAGUGAACCAUCCUAACCAGAUACUGAUAAUGGGCUACUCCCAGGAUCUGGGCAAGUGUGCUGGAGCAAGCAAAGCGGGCAAACCUUGUACUAAUUUCAUUAAUAGACAACAAGGAGAGUUCUGUGUGUACCAUGUACAGUCAGCUUACAAGAAAGUCAGUGCUAAAAGGACGGAGCUACAGGGAAGUUCACAAGUUACUCCCAAAAAUCGAAUGUUUGGACCAAGGAAUACAAAGGAAUCACUUUUCUUUUAUGGAGGGGAAACAUUUACCAACACAAAAAGAAAGUCCACCAUGAAAGACCAAGUAUCUCUGAAGAAUCUCCAAGCCAAGCAGCUACAGAGCAAGGGCAAGUUUACCACCCUGUCACUACAUAACCUUGACCCUGAGGAUAUAGACAAACUGAAACAGCUCAACCAGAAGAAGAACGACUUUGUAGAAUUAUUGUCAACACCAACAGUUGGUUCACUGAACGUUGUCAAGCACCUAGUGAAAAAAGAAAACAGGACAGAAAUAGAAUCGUCUGAGGACAAGAGUGUAGAGAUACAGUCUAUCUCUCCAGCAGAGCUACUAAAACAACACAAACUGGACAUGAUCAGGAAAAAGAAGGCCAAACAAGCGGGGUUCCCCUCCCUAGGGAGCCAGGGCAGCCCCACCCCAAGGGCACCUCAGUUAGGGAGAGGGGGGCUAGCUGACGGUUUUAUUUCCCUGGACAUGACAAGUAAAAGGAAACCUAUCUCUAACAUGGAGCUAGCUAAGAUUAAGGCUGUAUCUAAGAUAAAGAAGAGUGGAGGGAUUGAGAAGGAUGACCCUAAUGCACUGAAGAGGAAGAGAGAAUCUCCCAAGGCCAAACAGGAGAUUCAGGAGAGGGUUCUAGCUAACCUGGAAAAUAAAGACAAUGAAGACAAGGAACCAGAGGAACCUCCACAGAAGCGUUCCAAGCUUCUGGGGAACAUUGAUGAAAAUUCUGAAGAUUUUAAAAAGCUGAUGAAGUCUAGAUCAAAGCAUACUGGGGCCCUGGCUGAGGUUGAACAAGAGCAGGAGGAGAGAUACUUUAUGGAGCUGGAGAAGAAAGAGAAAUACGAAGAGAAGAUGCAGUCCACCAUGUCUGUCAACUGUACUGUGUUCACCUGUAAAAAUUGUGAGUACACAGCUUGGAAGUUAGCAGACAAAUGUAAGGCAGAGAGACACACCAUUGUGAAGUCGGAAAGAUCCAAAAGGUUCUUCAAAUGUAAACACUGUGGAAAGAGGAAAAUUUCUAUGCAGAAGUAUCCAACAGAACCAUGUGAUUGCGGGGAGUAUAACUUCCUGAGAACCGCCAUGAUGGAGGAGAGGAAAGGCCCUAAGCUGCCCAGCGAGAAUCUGAGUUUGCUGGGAGAUGAGGUGGCCUAUCUAGGGUCAAUGAACCAGAAAGUCUAUCUGGAUAUCUAGAGCCUCGAAAAUGUCAGAACUGGAAUAAGAAACACCCCCCAGUGUAAAAUCAGAAGGAAAGCAAACUUUAAGACAUUUUUUGUAAACUUGCAAAUAUCAGGAAUUGUACAGAUUUUUAUUUUCUUCUUUAUAUAUUUAUAUAUUGAUUUUUUGAUUUAUUUUUAAACAUGGAAAAGCAUGAUGUUGGUGCUAGCUAAAUAUUUUAGAUCAAUAUGAAAGUAAUACAUGUACGUGUAUAAAACAUGAUGAUCCUGGGAUUAUAAAGUUAUAUUGAAGUCGUCCACUAUACAGUAGGUAAAUUAUACAGUAGGUAAAAAUAUAGUAAAUUCUGGUUAUGCCAAACAUGCCUAUGAUGAAUUCAUACUUACAGCAGGAGGGUUUAAAUUUCAUAUUCCAAAGAGUAUUAGGGACUUAUAAUGGUUUGUUCCCGUUUUGC